AUGCCUGGUUAUUGUCUACCCGAUGGCAGCUAUCAAUCACGUGAGUCACAGUUGCGCCAGAGAUAAACUUUUCCGUGUUUUGACUUAGCUUGGAUAGGCGCAGUCUUAACCUGUCUGGCAAGAGCAUGUGCAAACUGAGGUGCACAACGUUCGCGGAAGUCAAUUUCUGAAGUACUAAGACGUCCUCCAUCCUGGAGCAGACACAAAGUUCUAGAAGGAGAAAAGAGAUAGCGGGACGAACAGCUGACGUGUGUAGGAUGCGAGCACGGUUGUAGAAUUAUGAAAUUGAUUUAUUGAAACUGUACUGUGUUUUUCUAAAUAUCACAGUUUUACUGCAGCACAACUUGCGAAUUGACCAAUCACCGGUCCAGAAACGGCGGCCAUACUUGCCUAACAUUUGUUUCGUUUCCCUUAGUCAGGUCAGUUUAAACUCGUGAUCGGCGUUGGCGUGAUGCCUUCCUGCGCGUCUCCGGCUGGUGCUACGCGUACGGAUGCGUUUGCGCCGCCGGUCGCGCUCCAGGCUGGUUUCUACCUGGUGCAUUUUCGUUAUUUCUUUUUUAAAUAGUCGUGGUAACAUACUAGAGUUAGUUUGGAAUGCGUAGCGACCUCUUUGCUUCCUACACGUAGUUUCGCGAGUUUCCCACAUGUAGGCGAAGUUUGAUUUCCUGGCUGGUUCGCGAUAACCACUCUCUUUCUGUUUUUCACUAGUGAUGGUCGAUGAGCUGCGUCUACAGCAAAGGCGAUAUGGGACAUUGAGCGAAUCAUCAAGGUUCGAAGACUGUUCAUUUUGAAGUGACCUGCUUGUGUUUUCAUCUGACUGGAUCUCCGGUGACUUGCGUUUUCGUGCCUCGGCACCAUUGAUCACACCAUUUGUUGGUAUAGCUAAGUUUGAGUCAUGUUUUUGAUAAUUUGCCUAUUUUCUGACCAUUAAGCGUUUCUAACGCUCCAGUUAGGACUGUCAGACAUGGAAAUUCGCGCUUGGACUGUUCGGUUGUUGUUUGUGAUAGAUUCCAUGCGUAGGACAUCGUUUUCAUAAUUUUUUUAGAAUGAAUUGCGAGCCAUGUGCUUUUAAAAUAGUUCUGGGGCUGUAAUGCGCCCUCAACCAUUUAAUUCUGCGCAUUCUGCUUACCCAUGCAGAAGCUCAGACUCGCAUGACGCUGCUUUGCUCAACAGCGUUCCAAAUCCACUUACGUGUUGCUACACUUGGUGUAGCAGCUGUUGAAGAUACAACCCUGAGGGAGUAUAUCACGUCGUCUUUAAUGGAAUCUUUUGGUUUUUCCUGAGUGCUUGUCACUGGACAUUAAUUGCGCCUGCUUGUUAUUGCGCGCACGUUGCGAGAAAAUUACUUCCUGGCGUACCACAUUUCCGAAGGUUUGCACACUAAAUACCAGACGACAUUUGGGCAUAUUCAUGGGAGUUUGACUCUGCGUGUUACUGUUCUGCACGCUAGUUUCGGUGAUUUACGUUUGAUGCAUCUGACAAAUGCAGGCUCGCCGGUCUCCGUAGGGUAACACGUUUAGGGAGUACAAUUUUAAGUUGUUUGCUGGUAGAGGAUAUUUAUUAAAUAGCUACGUGCGUCGAGGGGCAUUUAGGUAGUCUUUGUUGAGUUAUCAAGCCAAGUUAGCUGGCCACUUUCCGGACUAUAAGGCGUUUUCAGUUGUUCACCGAGUUCUUUGGGGACUUCAUAUUUCCCUUCGUAUGUGUUGUAACAUUUAAUAAUAAAAGUGUCCACGCACUGCGUCUUUUCUGGUUUUAAUUUAAUCAAGGAGCUUGUGAAGUCGCACGUCGUGCCCGCUAGGUAUUUCGUUUUAUUAGCAUCGUUCAUAAGGGAUCGAUAGAUUUCUCAGUUAAGUAAACUGCCGGUUUUGCAGCAUAUUGCUCCCAGAUGAUGGCACUUAGAUCAUGUACGAGUCGCUGAUGGUUAUCACUGGCCAUGCCUAUGUACUCCUGACUCACCAUCAAGCCCUUGUCAUCUGGAAGAAGUGUUUGCGUUUUGCUAAUUCAACCUUCGUGGUGGUCGAUGUUUUUUGCGACUUAUAGUUCUCCUCGUACUAAGCUGUAGUGACUUAGUCUCAUAUUUUGAUACACGGGCAUGUGCUGUACCGGUAUCGUGUUAAUGGUUUAACAAACUUUUACUAUGACCUAAGUGAUUGGAUCUGAUGAAAAAGGUAGUGGGACUCCGCACGUGUCACUCACACUUCUCUUGCGGCAUUUCGCGGGCUUUUAAGACCAACGGCCUGGACUGAAGUACACGUCAUUCCUGCCAGUGGCUACUGGGUCCAUGACUUCGAUGGUGAUUUGGCUGCUGAGACGGCUUUUCCAACCGAUUCAAGAUGUCAUCUCUACCCUCCGUUGCAUUGUAUACACAGUACCGGGGCCGUACGACCUCGAUUUUGGGUUCCUUGCUAGCACCCGAAAAUUUAGUAGCCUUUCAUUGUAGUUUCGUGGCUCCUUGGUUGAAGCAGCCAAUGCACUUUGUAACAGGAUGAACAGCAUUUCUGACCGGAGUACAGCGGUUGAUAGGAUUUGCUGGGGAUCACCGUUGGCUCUGGGUGCCAUGCCUGAGCCCUGGACAUGCGUUUAUGGACUCGUGUCUCUUGUUAAUCCAGGCCUGCUUACUGCUCCACGCAGUGUUUUUCGCAGUUUGCCGUCGUUUGACCAUCCGUUGCAUCCUUUCAGCGUGUGAGUAACAGCGUUUCCUCUUAAUUAUGGUUUUUGGUGAUAGUACUUUGCGAAGGUUGCUAUAAGUCUUAGAAGCCUUGUUCCGACAGCUAUGCACGACGGAGUGUUUGUCAUUCCGAACCAUUCUUGCACUCCAUACACUGUCUCACCGAAUAUGCCGAUUACCCCCUGCACGGUGCAUUUCGUUAGCAAGUAUGCUAAUAUGCUAAAUUUUACUCUGCUUCCCGAGUGUUCGUCUUGAGUUGGGGCGACUGAAGUCGCUGGAGGUAGGCUCCCCACCAACAGCCUUUUCGUCUCUGUGAUCGUUUUGGAGGUACACAUGCCCUUCAAUCUUCACUAAACAGUAAACGUCGCUCUUGGACUACGCUUCGAUCAACAGUAAAUCCCUUGGUUGCGUUCUAACCCAAAUCCAGUCAUUAUACAACUGUCGCGUGAAUUCCAACGGUUCUAUUUCUCCUCAUCAGUACAGAAAUUGCCUAGGGAUGUUAGCAUGUGGCCGCUUGGCUGUCACGCACUGGGUCAGCCGCGGGGGACAGAUUUCGACCAUUCGUGCCACCUGCCGCCGUGUUGACUACGCGACUUGUGUAGACUUCAGGCAUAUCUGACGCUCUCACUUCUGCUUUUAACUGCUGUUACGGUGUCGCUAAUUUCGACCGGCAAGUUGUACUCAACUCCACCUUAAGGGGUUUGACGGAUUCUCUGCGGAGUGGACAACAACAAACCUUGGUGUUCGCCCGGCGCCCAGCCUCAAUUUACGUGGCAUCGACCAUAUUUCGAGCAGUCAUUGUUUUUGGCGUUUUUUUAACGGGCUCCGAGUUGGAAUUAACUUAUUAGCACUCGCCCGCCGUGCUCGUGACGGAUCGCCCGACGAAGUAUUCCACAGCACUAAAAUGGGUCUGAAUGCGUAUGUGGCCACUUGUGUGAACAUGGGGAUGUCAAGUGCCUAUCAUAACUCGGAACCGUUCUCCCAUGGCGCAGGGUAGGCCUGAUGCAAGAUCCACUGCCCCUGCUACCACUGUCUACCGGCAGGCUGAUUGUGCAGUAGGUUCUAGCUGGGGAGUCGGGGAACCUGCCGCAGACUAGGUUAAGUCCAUAAAUUGCCACAAACUAGCUUGCGUGGGAGUUGCCAGCUUCACAGCUGUGCACCAUGUGGAUGGCGCAGUCUGAGUGUUACUUGAGCGGGGGACAUUUGGAUGUUUCGGCGUAUUAAUCGCGCCGGGGGUCGUGCUUAGUAGGGUGUUGGAGGCAAGUAUCUGAGACGCGCCUCAACCACGCCCUGGAGGCUGAUGGCAUUUUUGCGGGAGGGCGCGUUUGGGGACAGUUUACGGUAUUUUACGCCGAAUGGGGUGGCGGCCCCACGGUCGAAUGCGAAGCGCAGAUAGAACUAACGUUACAGUCCGGGAAUGAAGGGGGUCACCUGCGUAUUCAUCGCAUCAGACAUAUUCCAUAGAAAUUUGGAGAUCAUCAAUUUAACGCAGUUAUGACGGACAUGCAAGUUCCGGGUCUGUGAGCUCGCCGCAGAACCGUUGUCCAGCGGUGGACAGUGGGAAGAAGGAAGUGCCAAAAUAAUAGGCCUUGGGAGGUUGUUGUGGGUAUCAUGCUGAGUCAGAAGAGAGGACCAGGUUGACGAAGUUAACUACUAUUGUCUUGAGACGGCGUUGUGCAUUUAUUCGGCUGCUGGCGGAAUGAGCUUGAGCUAUUUCAGGGCGUGCAAUGACGUGGGUCUUCCGGUCAAUGUGAGACGGUGACCCUGAGACCUAACGCCCAGUCAGCACUCGUGACUGCUUGUUGGUCCAGAUCCUUCUGUACCCUACUUGUAUCUGCUUGAUCCGCUUGAUGACCGCAGUCAAGACCAGACAGAAGGCGAAGUACCUGGCGGAUUCACUCUCGAAUCGGCGAUGUAUUAAUAGGCUAUCUGUUGUGGCGAUCUACCUGCUUGUGAAUCGUCCAGGCUCCUAGAAGCCACGAACUAGGCGACUGGCGUGUAUUACCUGGGCUUAUGCUGGUCUCCGUUAGUGUGGGUAGCGUGGGAGGCGACCCAUGGUCUAAGAACUCGUCAAGGCCCGUGCUGUGCUUGAACUACUGCUGCUUCUGGGUUUUUGGAAUGACGGGAAGUUGAUGUUUUUAUAGCUCGACCGUUACCAGGGCUCUUAGUGGGUUCUGUUUUACCGCUGCGGUAGCCUGACGUCGCUCUUCAUCUGCCAAUUGCCGAUAGUGUUUUGUGUCUGGUUCAUGCAUAGUACUUUUUACUGGAUGUCUGGGUACUGACUCAGACAGAAAUUCGGCACCGAAGGUCUUUACAUUUUUUAAAAAAUUACUACUGUACAUUAAUGGCUUAAACAGACUUUUCUUAUUCAGGAGCGACGACUACGACGACUGCAUCCAGCAUACUCUCCAAAGUACCUUGAGUGAGGAUGGCGACUCGCUGCCGUCUUUUAGUCAACGCCCUGCCUCAAAGACAGAGAAAUCCCGGAAGCAGAAUCUUCGUGAGGUACAUGUUGUGCACCUGUCGAGCGUAGGAUUUGCUUUUGACCUUUGGUUUUGCUAAAUCUUGGCGUAGGAGUAUCUGUGUGUACCGUGCGGUAGACGCACAGUGUUAACCCUUCCUCAUCUUGGUCUUGUGCGCGCAAUAGCUCCGCGAGGAUUUCGAGUGUGACCCAGAGCUCUACGGUAUAAGACGAUCAAGUCGCAGCAGGCGUGAGCCUGCCCGUUUUGAACCACCAAAGGCCGCUGAAUAUGAGCGAAAGCCGAGGCCAAGGAAUCGCAUUUCAUCAGAAUCUGACUCGAGUGAAGAUAACUCUGCCGAAAGUUUGCGUCACGGCAACGUGUGCAGAAAUCACGUAAGCCAUUUUUUUGGACCUAGACCUCAUUAUAUCGGGCUAUCAACCGAUCGUGAUUCUUUUUUAGUGUCUUAUGUUUGCACAAAUCUUGGGAACUCGGUCUUAUAAGUCGUUGCUCUUGUUUGAGAAGGAGCUAUGAAGAACAGAAUUAUAAACGCGAAGUUGCUGACACUGACUCCGAUAAUUGACAUUGAUGACUACAAAUAAUGAUACCAGUCUCCCUUGUCUUUGUCGGUAAUAUCAUUCUGAUGGUACCAUCGUCCGUGCGGCCAUUUGCGGCUCCCGUCCUGAAACUUUACCUACCCUAGAUUCCAACCGUAUGGGGAUGGUCUGCCUUUCAAACCAACUUACAUGACCCCUAACAAACUGAGCCAAUUCUACUCAGGUCUUCCGCCACUUAAGUACCUAUUUUUUAGUCUGACCGACUCAAGUUUUGCCAAAAAACUCACCGGAGUAGGUAGUUGCCAGACGCUUAGGGUGGACCUAGCUAACUAAAGUUAUUAAACUGCUUAUAGGGCUUUUUACAGCAUAGGUGUCGACUUACAAGUGUGUUCUUGUCAUUUUCCUUAAACGUCUAUUCCAAAUGACAGUUAGCUCUUGUGUGUAUUUAAAUUGCACUUGAUGUCUGUUACAUAGAUGGUCCGGUUGAUUUCAUAAAUCCGCUUCUGCGGACCCAGCCUCCCUAUUCCUUAGCAGUGCUGAUCAGACAAACUUUUAAGGCCAUUCAACACCACACGGACACCCUAGACAUCGGAAAUUUUUGAAGUUCGCGCAAACUAACUAGGCAUUCCUCCUACUUGCUCAGAUACUCGUACCGCGAAAUGUUAAAAAAUAGGUGAGAUCGGUUGCAGGAGAAUGGUUAUUACGGAGAAUGUAAUUCUGGCACGGCGAUCGAGUUCAACACGAUGCCAUUCCCGCCUAAGGAACUAGACGACGAAUCUUGACAACGUCAAGAAGCUGUUUGUGAUAGGGGGGAGCUCAUCGAUCAAGUUACGGGACAUGCUCGUUCUGUCGUGUCUUCGGGUCCAACCUGGAGCCCUUGCAGGCAGUCGCAUAGCUGCUAAUGGUGUACGUAGAACGGAGGUACCCGACCAAGAUGAUGGAGACGGGAAUGGCCAUUUCUGACUUAUUAACCGUCGUCGGCCCACCGUAACCAACCCGAGAUUUGAAGACACCUGAUGGUCGGACCUAGGUUCUUUUGGUUAUUGAGCAUUAGUAAGUCGAAAGAACCCGAAACUUAAUGGUUAGGUCGUUGAAUUACUAACGCCCAAUAACCAAAAGAUCCUAGGUUCGACCAUCGGGUGCCCUCAAACCCGUGUUUGGGUACUAGCGGUUGACGACGGCUAAUAAACCAGUAAUGGUCACCCCGGUCUCCCUUGCCCACAGAAGCUACUUGUCUCCAGCCCUGAACAGAGACAAAACAAAACGUGUUCAGUAUAAACUCCCUCGCUUUCAUCGCUCAAAAUGGCCAAAGCUAGUGUAGGCUAUGAGAGUUUUUGUAGUCUUCAUGUCUUUCAACCACUCAUGACGAGUAUAUAUAAUAGUUAAUUCCAGCUAGCGUCACUUUACCUUAAGGUCACAUCAGAUUUUCAGUUGUCUUCGACGACAACUCGCAUUUCAUUGAGACGACCUACGUGCCUUAUUAGUUACAAGCCCAGAUGGUAGGCCUGCUGGUUCCCAGUGUCCACGGAUUGGCUACUACUAAAUUAAAAUCAAUCGCAGAUCGAAUCUGACAGUAUGGCAUUAGUUGCGCCUUCCCAUGACACUAUGGACCGCAAAGCCCGUUAGCCCGUCGUAGUAACAGAACUUGCAAGAGCAUGUAGGGGUAUCCGCGUAGGUCUUGUUAAUCCUCUUAACGGCGUUCUUGGUUGUGACCGGCCCAACCCUGUCUUCAUUAUCAAGUCUCAAUUGCCAUUUGAAAUAAACGUGUGUACACAGUUGCACGGUUUCAACUGUCCUUGUUCGUUGAAGAUAUCAAAGGUGCUUUUUGGAAGCGCCAUCGGAAGUGUCAAUCCGUUAUUGUUACUGGGCAUAUGUCUGCUUAUCGUUGCUUUUUACUUUCCUCAGCAAUGAACUGCUUGCUUGUAUUAGGUCAGUUUGAACUAGGGUCUAUAGUUGUAGGCCGAAAUUCGAUGCAUGAGUAAUUGGGUCACAGCGAGAUAACCGCAUAUUAUUCAUUAACUGCCAACAGGCAGCUAGUGGUAUUUACCGGGAUGUAGGAUAUCCUGUAUCUCAAUAUAUUUGCUUACAUGGCGCUCAGACAACCGUCUCUCUCAAGUGUUUGAUUAUGGCGCGAUUCAGAACACUUGAACCGAGAUGAAAUCUGUCCGGCUAUCCCAUCCUUUUGUACGGAAGUUAGGUGUUUAAUCUCCGCUCACACACAAGAGUAAGCAAGUAGUUUUGUAAAGGCUGGGGUUUUAGUGCACCGAGACCUGUGCUAAGUUCCUCCACCGUUUGUCGAUAAACGUACCUCCAUUCGCCGCAAUCCAUGCAGAUUAUUAUCAAUUAGUGCACUCGGUAGGCGAUUGAGAUGACUGCGUAAAAUUGUUUACUCCAUUGCUAACCUAUCUGAAAACCAGUUUUCUUUAUUAGAACGGAAGGGCUUCCGACCGAACUCGUGGUAUCAGAGUCAGCUAUAAAAGUGCUUUCGUGGACGAGAGCGACUCUAACGAAGAGGGUGAAACCACAACUCGUCGCAAACGGCUGUCUGGCAGUGGCUGCAAUUCAUCGCUUCCCACGUCAAGGUUUGCAAUGUCCUUUUCCUGACUUUUUGUUCUGACGUUUUUGCAUAAUUCUUACGAUCUGUUAUUUGGAUCGCCUGUAGAAAUCAGGCCCUGCUUCAGAGACCGAAGGGCUCCCUUAUACGUCUUUCUGGCAAGACCUCAGACAGGUUAGCUGUAUAGUCCCGCAGCCUCCGCCACCGCCGUUCUCCCUACACAUUUUUUCCAUGCUUUAUUAUUUAUAGUACCGUCGCAUCAACAUUCGCAUAAUCGCCUCAUCAGCAUGCUUAAUUUCGUCAUUGCGCAGUCCAUCUGACUCAGCUUUGUGCAUCGUCUCGACCUCAAGCUUGUUAUUCUCUUGUUCUUUAGGGCACACAUUCUGGAUGAGGGCAAAAACACAGAUACCUCGGAUGCUGAGUCGAUGUCUUACGCACCGCGCGAUAAUUUUUCUGAUGACGACGGGAUGGAGUCUGGAGCUAGCGAUUCGAGACAAAAACAAACUGAAUAUCUCGACGUCGAUGAGGUGGACAUCAUUGAAGAGGUCCUAACCCACGCCAUCCGCCGAAUCGGUGCCACUGGAAAUCCCACCACCUUGUACAACUGUCGUAUGGAGCACGAUCCAAAUGAGGGGUUUGAUCCGUCAAAAGAGAAAGGGGAGUUGCAGUUCCUAAUAAAGUGGCGUUCUUGGAGCCACAUCCAUUCUACAUGGGAGACUGAAGCUUCGCUUCUGAGUCCCGAACGCGGUUGUCCUGUGGACGGUAUGAAAAAGCUGUACAGCUACCGUGCUGCCAUGACAGAACGUCAAGACCGAGAGAAACGAGCCGAGCAAGAUGAGCUAGAUGCGUUAGUAUACGAGGACGAACGAAAUGAACUGCUGUUGGCUGAAAAAAUGAACGUCGAUCGUAUCGUGGCUCAUAGCCGGGACAAGGAGCAGGGUUCCUUUGAUUAUCUUGUCAAAUGGCGGCGACUUGACUAUCGUUACUGUACUUGGGAGUCGGGGCGAGUGAUAAACUUUCUCUUCAAGGAUUCCGUUGAGGCAUAUGAUAAGAGGCUGAAGUCCACCGCCCUCCCAAAUUCUAAGCACGAAGCUUUGCGCAUACGGCCGAAAUUCGUUCGUCUUGUAGAACAGCCAGAAUACAUAGGUGCUGGAGUCGAGGGCCUUCAGCUGCGGGAUUAUCAACUUAAGGGUCUGAAUUGGAUUGCACACGCAUGGACUCGAGGAAACAGCGUUAUUCUCGCCGAUGAAAUGGGCCUCGGAAAGACGGUGCAAGCUGUGAGUUUCCUCUCAUAUCUUUUCCACGAACAUCGCCUCUGCGGCGCCUUUUUGCUGGUUGUCCCUCUGAGCACUGUCUGUAGCUGGCAACGGGAGUUGGAACUCUGGGCUCCUCAGUUAAAUGCCAUCACAUACACUGGUGAUCACAUCUCACGCCAACUCAUUCGCGAGCAUGAGUGGUCGACUACUUCCUCCGGUGGUGGACGCCGGCAGCAACUUUUGAAAUUUAAUGUGUGCAUAACUACCUACGAAAUUCUGCUCAAGGACAAGUCUUGGCUCAGCCAGGUAUCCUGGGCUGUGCUCGUUGUAGACGAGGCCCAUCGUCUAAAGAAUGACGCGAGCCAGCUCUACAAGUCCUUAUUUUCUUUUGAUACGAAUACACGUCUCCUCAUAACAGGGACACCACUUCAAAACUCUCUCAAAGAACUGUGGUCCCUUUUGCAUUUUCUGAUGCCUAGUCAGUUUGACGACUGGGAUAGCUUUGAAGCCCAUUAUAGCCUACAAAACCAGGACCAAAACUACGGUACCAACAGUUAUGACGCCAUUCGGAGCUUACACCGGUUGCUCGAGCCAUUUUUGUUGCGUCGUGUGAAAAAGGAUGUGGAACAGUCACUGCCGGCCAAAACUGAACAGGUCCUUCGUGUGGAAAUGUCUAAGAGACAGUCGACCAUCUACCGCCUCAUACUAGCGCGCAACUAUGAUGGUCUAAUGAAAGUCACACACGGCCAUAAAACUUCCUUCAUAAACAUUGUCAUGGAGUUGAAGAAGUGUUGUAACCACGCCAAUCUUAUUGCGCCUCCCAAGGACUCCGAACUUUUGCGAAUGGAUCGGGAGGAACUUCUGAAAACGGUGCUUAGAGGGAGCGGAAAGCUAAUGCUGCUUGACAAGCUCCUUUUGCGACUCAAACCAAAAGGCCACCGGGUUCUAAUUUUUAGCCAAAUGGUGCGCAUGCUGGACAUCAUAGCGGAAUACCUCCAAUUGCGCGGAUGGAGUUUCCAACGUUUAGACGGUUCAAUUCGCGGCGAGCUUCGAAAACAGUCUCUCGACCAUUUCAACGCCGAGGGCUCCACCGACUUCUGUUUUCUGUUGUCAACACGAGCUGGGGGUUUAGGUAUAAACUUGGCCACCGCAGAUACGGUCAUAAUUUUUGAUUCUGAUUGGAAUCCUCAGAACGACAUACAAGCCCAGGCCAGGGCACACCGAAUUGGCCAGACCAAACAAGUCUCAGUUUACCGACUUGUUGUAAAGGACUCAGUUGAGGAGAAAAUCAUUGAAAGCGCAACCCGAAAGAUGUUGCUUGAUCACCUCGUUAUACAAAGAAUGGAAUCAAGCGGCAAUAGGGGUCCUGGUCGGAGAUUCGAUUCCAAGGGACAACUCCUAACCGAAAUCCUCCGUCACGGUGCUGAGAAUCUUUUUAAACAAUGCGACGAGGAAGGCGCCGAUGUAGAGGUGGACAUCGACGAUAUUUUGAGACGGGCGGAAACUCGGGAUGCAGACAAUACAGAAGAUGCUUACAAUCCAGCCAACGCACUCCUCUCCACAUUUAGCGUUGUAACUCUAGAUCAGUUGGAACCGGACGAAGAGACUAAGCCUGUGCAUAUAGAACAGUCUGGCAGAUCAGUUGUUGGGAAAAAUUGGUCUGAGAUCAUCCCCUCCGACUUGCGGGAGCAGGUAAAGACUGAAAAUGCCAAACAGUCUCUGCUAGAUUUGGAGCUCGGUCCUCGCCGUCGCCGUCAGGUUAAAGCUUACCAAGCUGGUCUGGACAACUAUAACAAUUCAGAGUCGUCCUCAGAUAGCGAGCGCACCACAGACGAAAAGCCCUCAUCAAAGUUUUCGGACAAAGAAAUUCGCGCCUUAGUCAGAGCAGUGAAACGUUUUGCUCACCCCCUUGAGCGCAUCGAUACCAUUGCUGCCGAAGCCGAACUACCAGAUCGGACUAGUAAUGAAGUUCGUGAAGUUGUUGAAUCAGUUUUAAAAGGAUGUCGGGCGGCAAUGGAAGCCUCUUUAAGCAGGCCUUCAGAAGAGCUCGUUGACGGAAACGGGAAGAACAAGGGCCCAGUGUAUUAUUACGGCAAUGUGGCAGUGUCGGCUCGGCCACUGCUACAGAGCCUUAACGAUCUUGAAAUUCUUCACAAAUGUCUCCCUCCGGGCUCGAAGGAAGACCGCCUGAACUACGAGUUGCCCUUUUUGCCCAAAUUAGUGAACUGGACAAUGCCUUGGGACGUCAAAGAUGACGUCAGACUCCUUGUCGGUGUAUAUGAGCAUGGCUACGAUAACUGGGAGGCGAUCAAACUGGAUGCGGAUCUUGGUUUGGGCUCCAAACUUUUGCCACUAUCGGCGACCGAGCGACCACAAGCAAGCCACAUCCGGACACGGGUCGAUUACUUGCUGAAGAUGCUCACAAAGAAGGCGAACAAAGCGACAAUUGACGGGAUAGGAGACCAUUCACGGAGCCACAGUUUGAAUCUGAAAGCUCCCUGCGAAACUGAAUCGGAGACUAAACGCCGCUCUAAGCGAUCAACUGCUGAAACUCGGCAUGUGGAUUCAUCUCGCGGUUCCGGUCUGAAUCCAAAAUCUGAUGAGUUCGUUGAGUCCGACGACACCUCCUCAGAUUCCUCAGACGAACCUGAUCUCUCCGCUGUGAUUACUAAGCCGAAGGCCUCCCACCGAACGCUCAAGCGGUCGAGGAUGACGUCACUUGUAAACGAUGCAGAACGAAGUUCCAUCGAAGUGAAAAAGAAGAAAAAAACGCGCGAAAAGACAUCAAAACCUCUCCAUUUUACUGCUAACCGGGAGCCUGUGGAAAUUAGUAAAGAAGAAGAAGAAGAAUUCCACAAAAUGCGUGGUCCCCUUUUCGAUGAAGUAAGUUUUUAUCGUCAAAAUCUCUAUCCUGCUUAUCUGCAUCAUUGCUUAGGCUCCGCCUCUUGUCACACAGCUAGCAAAUUCAAAAUAUUUCGCCUUUUUAAAGUCUUGUCGUGUGGUUUCCAUUCAUUUCCCCGAACACAUCCAAGUUCGAUACUCAUGCUUCAAUCCUUAGGCUUUGCGCUUGGUUCGAGUCGUCAUUUUGUCACUGUUGGAGCAGUCGACUCACGUGCACCGCAUGUCCUUGCCGAAAGGACGGGUACGAAGUUUUCCUUAAAAGAAGUAGACCUUUUAAGUACAAGCCGUCAACGAAGCUGUCGUGUUUAGAAUGUAAAUUCAUUUUCACGGCGCAGUCCACUCAAUUAUGUUCAAUUCUGUUUAAGAAGAGCAAAUUUUUCCUUCUGCUUUAUAGUGCAAAAAGAAAUUGUAUCCCGUCAAAAAGCAGUUGAAAUUACUGGAAUACUUCGAAGAUGAAGACAUGACAGACUCCGAGCAGUACGACAAGGCGAUCAUGAGGAUCGGGGACCAUAUUAGCUCAUUAACAAAAGAAAUGACUCACAAACAUGAAAGACACUCCUGGCGUGGGUGAGUUUUCGGCUCCAAACCCACUUCAUUUAUAUGCUUUCUCAAUAAGUUGAUUGUAACUUUCGACCGCUUUUCUUAGCUACUUUUGGGAAUUUGUGCAAAACUUCUCAAAGAAGGGUCCGUCCGAGUUGCAGCACGUCUAUCGUUCCGCAAUCAAGCGUGAACGGAAAGCUUCCGAAAAGGAAAAGCGCCAAAAACACCCUGAGGAAGAGUCGGCGGACAGAUCUGGACACGGUAAAAUCCGGAAUACAAACUUCACCCCUGGUAAUGAAAGUGAGAAAUCCGCCGCUGACUCUGGAAUAAGGCCAUAUCGCCAAGAAUUCCCUCCGGACAAGUCCGUUCGUCACGAUGGUUAUCACAAGCGCCCAUCAGAUGCUCGCUUUGAUCCUUAUUCCCGAAAGUCUACUGAUUUGCGUUCUCACGAUUCCGAUCGGUCUCGACAUGGUAGUGACCGUCACGGUGACUGGUCCCGUCGUGAUCGGCCGCACCAUCGAAGAAGUGGCGACUGGUCAGGUCAAUGUGGAUUCAACAGUGACAGGUAAUUUUUUGUUUUGAAGGAAUUCUGUUGUGUUUUGCGAGCACACGCCGUCCCGCAGCAAAAUUAAAUUAAGCGCCACUCGUCCAUUGCAAUCGUCAGAGGUGCCUGUCCCUGCCUCUCCCCUUUGUCCUGAAUCUCGCCUUUCGUUGAUCGUUGGUAGUGUGGUGCGAUCUUACUUCUCGGCUCGUCCUUGUCGUCUAGAACAAUUUACCUGCUAAUUACAUUUAAGGUUAGAAGGCAAAAAAUUCCCUGCUGGCAUCGUUACUUUGUAUUUGCGCAAAGGUGGGUAAGGAUAGGUUGUUUAACGCCACUGGGUUUUGCAUGUAUCGAUAACUACUAUAUUUGUUUUAGAAGGCCUUGUUUAGUUUAUUAAUCCAUAGCUACAGGAAGUCUCCCUUUGUGUGUUACCCAACACUUGAUAUAACCACAUGCAUCGAGUCGUUUCAGUAUGACUUUUCUAUUGAUAAAUUAUUUGGCAUGAUGUUCUCGCUCCACCUCUUUGUAAUUCCUUCGUCUUUGAUCUCAUAGUUACCCCGAUGUGCUUGCAUUGCCUUUCGUUGUCGAUUCCGUACGCCGUGACUUACUUGUUUCUUCUGAAAGGGUAGUUAAACCCGUUUGUGCCAUGUCGGUACUCAUCAUGCUAUGCGUGCUGCAAGGAUCGCCGGCUGCAUGUUGGUUUACUUUACUUUGGUUUACUUUGUCUCCUUUCUUGAUAUCUCUGAACUGUUUCUGUUGUCGAACGCCUCCCCCUGACUUAUUUUUUUAAAGAAUAAUUGUGAAUGGUCCCUCUCAUAAACACAUUAGUAGAACAAUCGAAUUUAGUUGAAAGGUGUGGUAACACAACCUGCUGUUGCCCAAAGGUGCAUACAUUUAUAAGUCGGAUUUUCCGAAGUCGGACUCUGUAGUGUUUUUGUAAAAUAGCGCUCAUAUUCGCCUCUUACGUGAUUUACGACGGCUGGGGAGUUGCUUCGGAUUUCCGAUGACUGGUUCCUUAUGUUUUUUCAUUUAAAUUAAUGCCUCUUUCCAAAGAGCCGUCAUCGAGCGCACAGGUGAUGAGCAUCAGCAAAUGAAAUCAUCUGGGUAUGAAGUACUGACUCUUACCUCUGUUGUCGCGUUUCUUCAGCGAAAAAUUCUUAGGAACAUCCGCGUCUGAACCAGUCUUUUUGCGCAGCAUGUAAUUUGGCGAAAAAGGUGCGCAGCUUCUAGGGUGCCGCUCCACCGGCCAUCAUAAUUUUUGCCUUUUUGCCGGCACUUUUCGAGAGUAAGUCAAAAAUCAAUCUUGGGGUCGGACUAAUUGCUGAGCCGGCAGCUGACUGGACCUAUUUUUCACACGACGGUCUCCUCUUCCCACUCGGGCCAAUUCUUUCGACUGAUCGCGUCCACAGAGACGCGCUUGGUCUAGUAUGUGUUUGACGAGCCGUCCACGUGAGUUUACUCGGGAUCUUAAACCGUUACCCGAGAAGGAGAACCUCACACUGCCCAAUUUGAUUAGUUUGCCACAUUCUAACCCAUAGAAUCGCACCCCGUCACUCCCACUUGUCCGGGGUAUUUUAAGGAACCAACGUUUUUAUCAUCCUGACGUAGUUUUGUGAUCUCAACUUUCUCUAAUGCUACUGUACGGUCCUAGUCAAGUGCGCGAAUAUCAAUUUUAUCCGCACGCCUGAAUAAUUUUGGACCUCACGCCACUCGUGCUGCUAGAGCAGUUUUAGGACGGUGGUCUCUACCACUUUCGCAAUUUUAGCCCACUUGUUUUGUCGGCCGUUAUAUAUCUACUAUUUUACAAGCUAGAAUAGCACUCUUCACCUGCACUUAUUUUCCAUGUAUAUCAGUUGGUUUUGGGUUUCCCGUCAAGUACGGAGCGAGUGUAUACUCCCAGGAGCGUCUGAUUGUAACUGUAAUCGAUUCGGAUAUUGCAGCAGCAAGUUGGCAUGCAGUUUCCUGUUUGCUUCAAUUAAGAAAUGUGAGAUCUCAUUUCAUAGUUUUUUACGAUCCAUUUGCAGACGGUACGAUCGCUUCAAUAACGCUUUCAACAGGCCUGCCGCAAACUUUGCCAAUCAACCACCCCAGAUGUUAAACUACGGCAGAAGACCACCUGCGUUCGGUAAUAAUGAAUUUACCUUGCCCCCACCCCCUCCCGCAACAGGCCACCCCCCUUUCCACCCACCCUGGUCGCAUGCGCCAGGCCCCUACUCCUCCCUCCCAGCACCUGUUUUACAACCUCCCGUGAGCAUAAUCCCACCCCCAAUUAUACCUCCGCCUGUAGACCCCACCCCAAGCCCCCCUUCCCUCUCACGCGACCCAAGACUGACCUCAUCCACCCGACAGUAG
Spirometra erinaceieuropaei is the source of this 15828-nucleotide messenger RNA. The record is from the annotation of a GenBank genome assembly. NCBI's taxonomy places the organism in Eukaryota, Metazoa, Platyhelminthes, Cestoda, Diphyllobothriidea, Diphyllobothriidae.